ACCGGCAAAUCGUCUUUUCUUCCUUUUCAUCGUCUUUUCGAGGAAAGGCCACGUGGAGGGCAUGCAAGAGGAAGAUGUGACUGUUGCUUGCUUUGGUUUUACCUUCUUGACAAGUGAGCAAACUUUUCACUUUCUUAUUCAUGGUUCAACGAGAACAGAGUAAUGAGCGGAAAUCAAGGCCGACAAUUGAAUCGACGGCGUGGAUCCAGCACUGACAAAAGUGGUCAGGAGGACGCACCAGAUUUGACUCGGCCAAAUGUUCCGGACGAACUUCUGGAUUUCAUGAAAGGAAUUGCCAUUAAACAACCUGUUCCUGAAGAACCGAAUGCCAAAUCUCCUUUGCGGCGAAAUGUGAGACGAGCCCAACCCAAAGUGAAUACCAAUAUCAACCGAAGUCACAAGAACAAGCAGCCCAUGCGGGUGAAGGCUAGUCUCAUCGUCCACGAUACCCAUGAAAACGUCCGUCCAGGCAGCCCUACCUCGGACUCGGAGAAUUCCGAAACUAUCACGCCAUUAUUUACAAAGAAUCAUAACGUCACGUCUUUUAACCAGAAGCCUUCCCCCCCUCACCCCCUGGGAAGAUAA
Messenger RNA from Tigriopus californicus, 585 nucleotides. RefSeq lists its product as uncharacterized. The record is from RefSeq and is a predicted model, not a curated record. The coding region runs from base 163 to 585 and encodes 140 amino acids. The transcript is spliced from 3 exons. NCBI's taxonomy places the organism in Eukaryota, Metazoa, Arthropoda, Copepoda, Harpacticoida, Harpacticidae.